This is a messenger RNA of Homo sapiens (human), 7984 nucleotides long. RefSeq names its product deleted in malignant brain tumors 1 (gene DMBT1). Gene Ontology annotation, biological process: vesicle-mediated transport; animal gross anatomical part developmental process. The coding region runs from base 18 to 7646 and encodes 2542 amino acids. Lineage: Eukaryota; Metazoa; Chordata; Mammalia; Primates; Hominidae. The transcript has 56 exons. The record is from RefSeq and is marked reviewed. Gene Ontology annotation, cellular component: membrane; extracellular region; extracellular matrix.
GAGAAGAACCCAGCAAAAUGGGGAUCUCCACAGUCAUCCUUGAAAUGUGUCUUUUAUGGGGACAAGUUCUAUCUACAGGUGGGUGGAUCCCAAGGACUACAGACUACGCUUCACUGAUUCCCUCGGAGGUGCCCUUGGAUCCAACUGUAGCAGAAGGUUCUCCAUUUCCCUCGGAGUCGACCCUGGAGUCAACUGUAGCAGAAGGUUCUCCGAUUUCCUUGGAGUCAACCCUGGAGUCAACCGUAGCAGAAGGUUCUCUGAUUCCCUCAGAGUCAACCCUGGAGUCAACUGUAGCAGAAGGAUCUGAUUCUGGUUUGGCCCUGAGGCUGGUGAAUGGAGAUGGCAGGUGUCAGGGCCGAGUGGAGAUCCUAUACCGAGGCUCCUGGGGCACCGUGUGUGAUGACAGCUGGGACACCAAUGAUGCCAACGUGGUCUGUAGGCAGCUGGGUUGUGGCUGGGCCAUGUCAGCUCCAGGAAAUGCCUGGUUUGGCCAGGGCUCAGGACCCAUUGCCCUGGAUGAUGUGCGCUGCUCAGGACACGAAUCCUACCUGUGGAGCUGCCCCCACAAUGGCUGGCUCUCCCAUAACUGUGGCCAUGGUGAAGAUGCUGGUGUUAUCUGCUCAGCUGCCCAGCCUCAGUCAACACUCAGGCCAGAAAGUUGGCCUGUCAGGAUAUCACCACCUGUACCCACAGAAGGAUCUGAAUCCAGUUUGGCCCUGAGGCUGGUGAAUGGAGGCGACAGGUGUCGAGGCCGAGUGGAGGUCCUAUACCGAGGCUCCUGGGGCACCGUGUGUGAUGACUACUGGGACACCAAUGAUGCCAAUGUGGUCUGCAGGCAGCUGGGCUGUGGCUGGGCCAUGUCAGCCCCAGGAAAUGCCCAGUUUGGCCAGGGCUCAGGACCCAUUGUCCUGGAUGAUGUGCGCUGCUCAGGACAUGAGUCCUACCUGUGGAGCUGCCCCCACAAUGGCUGGCUCACCCACAACUGUGGCCAUAGUGAAGACGCUGGUGUCAUCUGCUCAGCUCCCCAGUCCCGGCCGACACCCAGCCCAGAUACUUGGCCGACCUCACAUGCAUCAACAGCAGGACCUGAAUCCAGUUUGGCCCUGAGGCUGGUGAAUGGAGGUGACAGGUGUCAGGGCCGAGUGGAGGUCCUAUACCGAGGCUCCUGGGGCACCGUGUGUGAUGAUAGCUGGGACACCAGUGACGCCAAUGUGGUCUGCCGGCAGCUGGGCUGUGGCUGGGCCACGUCAGCCCCAGGAAAUGCCCGGUUUGGCCAGGGUUCAGGACCCAUUGUCCUGGAUGACGUGCGCUGCUCAGGCUAUGAGUCCUACCUGUGGAGCUGCCCCCACAAUGGCUGGCUCUCCCAUAACUGUCAGCACAGUGAAGACGCUGGUGUCAUCUGCUCAGCUGCCCACUCCUGGUCGACGCCCAGUCCAGACACGUUGCCGACCAUCACCUUACCUGCAUCGACAGUAGGAUCUGAAUCCAGUUUGGCCCUGAGGCUGGUGAAUGGAGGUGACAGGUGUCAGGGCCGAGUGGAGGUCCUAUACCGAGGCUCCUGGGGCACCGUGUGUGAUGACAGCUGGGACACCAAUGAUGCCAAUGUGGUCUGCAGGCAGCUGGGCUGUGGCUGGGCCAUGUUGGCCCCAGGAAAUGCCCGGUUUGGUCAGGGCUCAGGACCCAUUGUCCUGGAUGACGUGCGCUGCUCAGGGAAUGAGUCCUACUUGUGGAGCUGCCCCCACAAUGGCUGGCUCUCCCAUAACUGUGGCCAUAGUGAAGACGCUGGUGUCAUCUGCUCAGGACCUGAAUCCAGUUUGGCCCUGAGGCUGGUGAAUGGAGGUGACAGGUGUCAGGGCCGAGUGGAGGUCCUAUACCGAGGCUCUUGGGGCACCGUGUGUGAUGACAGCUGGGACACCAAUGAUGCCAAUGUGGUCUGCAGGCAGCUGGGCUGUGGCUGGGCCACGUCAGCCCCAGGAAAUGCCCGGUUUGGUCAGGGCUCAGGACCCAUUGUCCUGGAUGAUGUGCGCUGCUCAGGACAUGAGUCCUACCUGUGGAGCUGCCCCAACAAUGGCUGGCUCUCCCACAACUGUGGCCAUCAUGAAGAUGCUGGUGUCAUCUGCUCAGCUGCCCAGUCCCGGUCGACGCCCAGGCCAGACACGUUGUCGACCAUCACGUUACCUCCAUCGACAGUAGGAUCUGAAUCCAGUUUGACCCUGAGGCUGGUGAAUGGAAGUGACAGGUGUCAGGGCCGAGUAGAGGUCCUAUACCGAGGCUCCUGGGGCACCGUGUGUGAUGACAGCUGGGAUACCAAUGAUGCCAAUGUGGUCUGCAGGCAGCUGGGCUGUGGCUGGGCCACGUCGGCCCCAGGAAAUGCCCGGUUUGGCCAGGGCUCAGGACCCAUUGUUCUGGAUGAUGUGCGCUGCUCAGGACACGAGUCCUACCUGUGGAGCUGCCCCCACAAUGGCUGGCUCUCCCACAACUGUGGCCAUCAUGAAGAUGCUGGUGUCAUCUGCUCAGUUUCCCAGUCCCGGCCGACACCCAGUCCAGAUACUUGGCCGACCUCACAUGCAUCAACAGCAGGACCUGAAUCCAGUUUGGCCCUGAGGCUGGUGAAUGGAGGUGACAGGUGUCAGGGCCGAGUGGAGGUCCUAUACCGAGGCUCCUGGGGCACCGUGUGUGAUGAUAGCUGGGACACCAGUGACGCCAAUGUGGUCUGCCGGCAGCUGGGCUGUGGCUGGGCCACGUCAGCCCCAGGAAAUGCCCGGUUUGGCCAGGGUUCAGGACCCAUUGUCCUGGAUGACGUGCGCUGCUCAGGCUAUGAGUCCUACCUGUGGAGCUGCCCCCACAAUGGCUGGCUCUCCCAUAACUGUCAGCACAGUGAAGACGCUGGUGUCAUCUGCUCAGCUGCCCACUCCUGGUCGACGCCCAGUCCAGACACAUUGCCGACCAUCACCUUGCCUGCAUCGACAGUAGGAUCUGAAUCCAGUUUGGCCCUGAGGCUGGUGAAUGGAGGUGACAGGUGUCAGGGCCGAGUGGAGGUCCUAUACCAAGGCUCCUGGGGCACCGUGUGCGAUGACAGCUGGGACACCAAUGAUGCCAAUGUCGUCUGCAGGCAACUGGGCUGUGGCUGGGCCAUGUCAGCCCCAGGAAAUGCCCGGUUUGGUCAGGGCUCAGGACCCAUUGUCCUGGAUGAUGUGCGCUGCUCAGGACACGAGUCUUACCUGUGGAGCUGCCCCCACAAUGGCUGGCUCUCCCACAACUGUGGCCAUAGUGAAGACGCUGGUGUCAUCUGCUCAGCUUCCCAGUCCCGGCCAACACCUAGUCCAGACACUUGGCCAACCUCACAUGCAUCAACAGCAGGAUCUGAAUCCAGUUUGGCCCUGAGGCUGGUGAAUGGAGGUGACAGGUGUCAGGGCCGAGUGGAGGUCCUAUACCGAGGCUCCUGGGGCACCGUGUGUGAUGACUACUGGGACACCAAUGAUGCCAAUGUGGUUUGCAGGCAGCUGGGCUGUGGCUGGGCCAUGUCAGCCCCAGGAAAUGCCCGGUUUGGCCAGGGUUCAGGACCCAUUGUCCUGGAUGAUGUGCGCUGCUCAGGACAUGAGUCCUAUCUGUGGAGCUGCCCCCACAAUGGCUGGCUCUCCCACAACUGUGGCCAUCAUGAAGACGCUGGUGUCAUCUGCUCAGCUUCCCAGUCCCAGCCGACACCCAGCCCAGACACUUGGCCAACCUCACAUGCAUCAACAGCAGGAUCUGAAUCCAGUUUGGCCCUGAGGCUGGUGAAUGGAGGUGACAGGUGUCAGGGCCGAGUGGAGGUCCUAUACCGAGGCUCCUGGGGCACCGUGUGUGAUGACUACUGGGACACCAAUGAUGCCAAUGUGGUUUGCAGGCAGCUGGGCUGUGGCUGGGCCACGUCAGCCCCAGGAAAUGCCCGGUUUGGCCAGGGUUCAGGACCCAUUGUCCUGGAUGAUGUGCGCUGCUCAGGACAUGAGUCCUAUCUGUGGAGCUGCCCCCACAAUGGCUGGCUCUCCCACAACUGUGGCCAUCAUGAAGACGCUGGUGUCAUCUGCUCAGCUUCCCAGUCCCAGCCGACACCCAGCCCAGACACUUGGCCAACCUCACAUGCAUCAACAGCAGGAUCUGAAUCCAGUUUGGCCCUGAGGCUGGUGAAUGGAGGUGACAGGUGUCAGGGCCGAGUGGAGGUCCUAUACCGAGGCUCCUGGGGCACCGUGUGUGAUGACUACUGGGACACCAAUGAUGCCAAUGUGGUUUGCAGGCAGCUGGGCUGUGGCUGGGCCACGUCAGCCCCAGGAAAUGCCCGGUUUGGCCAGGGUUCAGGACCCAUUGUCCUGGAUGAUGUGCGCUGCUCAGGACAUGAGUCCUAUCUGUGGAGCUGCCCCCACAAUGGCUGGCUCUCCCACAACUGUGGCCAUCAUGAAGACGCUGGUGUCAUCUGCUCAGCUUCCCAGUCCCAGCCGACACCCAGCCCAGACACUUGGCCAACCUCACAUGCAUCAACAGCAGGAUCUGAAUCCAGUUUGGCCCUGAGGCUGGUGAAUGGAGGUGACAGGUGUCAGGGCCGAGUGGAGGUCCUAUACCGAGGCUCCUGGGGCACCGUGUGUGAUGACUACUGGGACACCAAUGAUGCCAAUGUGGUUUGCAGGCAGCUGGGCUGUGGCUGGGCCACGUCAGCCCCAGGAAAUGCCCGGUUUGGCCAGGGUUCAGGACCCAUUGUCCUGGAUGAUGUGCGCUGCUCAGGACAUGAGUCCUAUCUGUGGAGCUGCCCCCACAAUGGCUGGCUCUCCCACAACUGUGGCCAUCAUGAAGACGCUGGUGUCAUCUGCUCAGCUUCCCAGUCCCAGCCGACACCCAGCCCAGACACUUGGCCAACCUCUCGUGCAUCAACAGCAGGAUCUGAAUCCACUUUGGCCCUGAGACUGGUGAAUGGAGGUGACAGGUGUCGAGGCCGAGUGGAGGUCCUAUACCAAGGCUCCUGGGGCACCGUGUGUGAUGACUACUGGGACACCAAUGAUGCCAACGUGGUCUGCAGGCAGCUGGGCUGUGGCUGGGCCAUGUCAGCCCCAGGAAAUGCCCAGUUUGGCCAGGGCUCAGGACCCAUUGUCCUGGAUGAUGUGCGCUGCUCAGGACACGAGUCUUACCUGUGGAGCUGCCCCCACAAUGGCUGGCUCUCCCACAACUGUGGCCAUCAUGAAGAUGCUGGUGUCAUCUGCUCAGCUGCUCAGUCCCAGUCAACGCCCAGGCCAGAUACUUGGCUGACCACCAACUUACCGGCAUUGACAGUAGGAUCUGAAUCCAGUUUGGCUCUGAGGCUGGUGAAUGGAGGUGACAGGUGUCGAGGCCGAGUGGAGGUCCUGUAUCGAGGCUCCUGGGGAACCGUGUGUGAUGACAGCUGGGACACCAAUGAUGCCAAUGUGGUCUGCAGGCAGCUGGGCUGUGGCUGGGCCAUGUCGGCCCCAGGAAAUGCCCGGUUUGGCCAGGGCUCAGGACCCAUUGUCCUGGAUGAUGUGCGCUGCUCAGGGAAUGAGUCCUACCUGUGGAGCUGCCCCCACAAAGGCUGGCUCACCCACAACUGUGGCCAUCACGAAGACGCUGGUGUCAUCUGCUCAGCCACCCAAAUAAAUUCUACUACGACAGAUUGGUGGCAUCCAACAACUACAACCACUGCAAGACCCUCUUCAAAUUGUGGUGGCUUCUUAUUCUAUGCCAGUGGGACAUUCUCCAGCCCAUCCUACCCUGCAUACUACCCCAACAAUGCUAAGUGUGUUUGGGAAAUAGAAGUGAAUUCUGGUUAUCGCAUAAACCUGGGCUUCAGUAAUCUGAAAUUGGAGGCACACCAUAACUGCAGUUUUGAUUAUGUUGAAAUCUUUGAUGGAUCAUUGAAUAGCAGUCUCCUGCUGGGGAAAAUCUGUAAUGAUACCAGGCAAAUAUUUACAUCUUCUUACAACCGAAUGACCAUUCACUUUCGAAGUGACAUCAGUUUCCAAAACACUGGCUUUUUGGCUUGGUAUAACUCCUUCCCAAGCGAUGCCACCUUGAGGUUGGUCAAUUUAAAUUCAUCCUAUGGUCUAUGUGCCGGGCGUGUAGAAAUUUACCAUGGUGGCACCUGGGGGACAGUUUGUGAUGACUCCUGGACCAUUCAGGAAGCUGAGGUGGUCUGCAGACAGCUAGGGUGUGGACGUGCAGUUUCAGCCCUUGGAAAUGCAUAUUUUGGCUCUGGCUCUGGCCCCAUCACCCUGGACGAUGUAGAGUGCUCAGGGACGGAAUCCACUCUCUGGCAGUGCCGGAACCGAGGCUGGUUCUCCCACAACUGUAAUCAUCGUGAAGAUGCUGGUGUCAUCUGCUCAGGAAACCAUCUAUCGACACCUGCUCCUUUUCUCAACAUCACCCGUCCAAACACAGAUUAUUCCUGCGGAGGCUUCCUAUCCCAACCAUCAGGGGACUUUUCCAGCCCAUUCUAUCCCGGGAACUAUCCAAACAAUGCCAAGUGUGUGUGGGACAUUGAGGUGCAAAACAACUACCGUGUGACUGUGAUCUUCAGAGAUGUCCAGCUUGAAGGUGGCUGCAACUAUGAUUAUAUUGAAGUUUUCGAUGGCCCCUACCGCAGUUCCCCUCUCAUUGCUCGAGUUUGUGAUGGGGCCAGAGGCUCCUUCACUUCUUCCUCCAACUUCAUGUCCAUUCGCUUCAUCAGUGACCACAGCAUCACAAGGAGAGGGUUCCGGGCUGAGUACUACUCCAGUCCCUCCAAUGACAGCACCAACCUGCUCUGUCUGCCAAAUCACAUGCAAGCCAGUGUGAGCAGGAGCUAUCUCCAAUCCUUGGGCUUUUCUGCCAGUGACCUUGUCAUUUCCACCUGGAAUGGAUACUACGAGUGUCGGCCCCAGAUAACGCCGAACCUGGUGAUAUUCACAAUUCCCUACUCAGGCUGCGGCACCUUCAAGCAGGCAGACAAUGACACCAUCGACUAUUCCAACUUCCUCACAGCAGCUGUCUCAGGUGGCAUCAUCAAGAGGAGGACAGACCUCCGUAUUCACGUCAGCUGCAGAAUGCUUCAGAACACCUGGGUCGACACCAUGUACAUUGCUAAUGACACCAUCCACGUUGCUAAUAACACCAUCCAGGUCGAGGAAGUCCAGUAUGGCAAUUUUGACGUGAACAUUUCCUUUUAUACUUCCUCAUCUUUCUUGUAUCCUGUGACCAGCCGCCCUUACUACGUGGACCUGAACCAGGACUUGUACGUUCAGGCUGAAAUCCUCCAUUCUGAUGCUGUACUGACCUUGUUUGUGGACACCUGCGUGGCAUCACCAUACUCCAAUGACUUCACGUCUUUGACUUAUGAUCUAAUCCGGAGUGGAUGCGUGAGGGAUGACACCUACGGACCCUACUCCUCGCCAUCUCUUCGCAUUGCCCGCUUCCGGUUCAGGGCCUUCCACUUCCUGAACCGCUUCCCCUCCGUGUACCUGCGUUGUAAAAUGGUGGUGUGCAGAGCGUAUGACCCCUCUUCCCGCUGCUACCGAGGCUGUGUGUUGAGGUCGAAGAGGGAUGUGGGCUCCUACCAGGAAAAGGUGGACGUCGUCCUGGGUCCCAUCCAGCUGCAGACCCCCCCACGCCGAGAAGAGGAGCCUCGGUAGGUGGUCGCUCUCAGACCCCACUGUCCACCGGGGCGCAGACCCCUGACUCGGGGACUUGGGAUGUUCCUCUUGGUGUCAUAUUCCAACUCAGAUUGAGCCCUACAUUGUGCUGCACCUGGUCAUACGGAGUUGAAUCAGACCUGGUUCCCGCCUCCCCCAAGGCUCAUGGUCCUUGGAGGACCCGUUGCAGGGUGAGGUCAAGAGAGUUCUGACCUGGAUGGCCCAUAGACCUGACGUCCCAGAAUCCAUGCUUCUCAUCUGCAAAAUGAAAAUGUCAAUACUUACUUCUUAGCACUGUUGAGAGGGUUACUUACAUAAAGGAAUUUUGGUGAAACUGC